UGAAAAAACUCAAAAACCUUCUCUCUCUCUCUCAUCCCGAUGGCUUCGUGCCUCAUUCUUCCAACGAUUCCCUCCAAAUUCCGAAAUCCCAAACACACCUCCCACGCCCCUAAAAUCACCUGCUCGUCCCUCACAGCCCAAUCGCAGUCCGGCAAGAAAGAGCUCCUCCGCCUCAUCGCCGGCGAGGACCGAGGCCUCAAGACCCAGCGCAACCCCACGAAGCUCGCCUCCAUCGUCAAAGCCAUCGACGCCCUCGCCGAUCUCGGCGCCGGCGCCGUCACCACCGGCAGCUCUCUCUCCGCCACGUGGCGGCUCCUCUGGACCACCGAGAAGGAGCAGCUCUUCAUCAUCGACAAGGCCUCCCUCUUUGGCACCCGCGCCGGCGACGUCUUGCAGGUCAUCGACGUCGAGAAGAGGCGGCUCAACAACGUCAUCACUUUCCCUCCCGACGGAGUUUUCUUCGUCCGCUCCGACAUCGAAAUCGCUUCGAAGCAGAGAGUCAAUUUUAGAUUUACAAGCGCGGUUUUGCGCGGGAAGAAUUGGGAGAUUCCUUUGCCGCCAUUUGGACAAGGCUGGUUUGACACUGUAUACCUUGAUGAUGAGAUUCGUGUUGUGAAAGAUAUCAGGGGAGACUACUUGGUUGUAGAUCGUGCUCCUUAUGCUUGGAAAGAAUGAAAAAUAAAACUUCUUGCUCUGUUCUUGAAUUACUGGAACAUAACUGACUGCAGAUUUCGAUGCUUACUGUUGCAAGCAAUGUUCAUGAGGACGGACAAGUUGCUGUAGAGCUCCUUUGUAACUGGAAAUAAUAAGGAUCUUAUCUUAAUGAUGCGUCUUCCCAAAUGACUGGUCUCUCCCUCCAUCCAUGUACAUACAUCUGCUUGUGAGUGUAAAUUUGAAUAUGUGCCUUAGAACUGUAAUUAAUAUAUAAUUUUCUUAAUUUCUUAUUAUUUUCUUGCAAGAAUAACAGCUCCACUUUACAGUUUUUUAUUAUAUU
Morus notabilis is the source of this 994-nucleotide messenger RNA. RefSeq names its product probable plastid-lipid-associated protein 11, chloroplastic. The coding region runs from base 40 to 675 and encodes 211 amino acids. Lineage: Eukaryota; Viridiplantae; Streptophyta; Magnoliopsida; Rosales; Moraceae. The record is from RefSeq and is a predicted model, not a curated record. The transcript has 5 exons.